Molecule: messenger RNA, 519 nt
Organism: Indicator indicator
Lineage: Eukaryota; Metazoa; Chordata; Aves; Piciformes; Indicatoridae
Gene: ADCYAP1
Product: adenylate cyclase activating polypeptide 1
Exons: 4
Coding region: 1-519 (172 amino acids)
Biological process (GO): positive regulation of ERK1 and ERK2 cascade; adenylate cyclase-activating G protein-coupled receptor signaling pathway; positive regulation of transcription by RNA polymerase II
Cellular component (GO): extracellular region; perikaryon; neuron projection
Molecular function (GO): neuropeptide hormone activity; peptide hormone receptor binding; pituitary adenylate cyclase activating polypeptide activity
Source: RefSeq, a predicted model, not a curated record
AUGUGUAGCAAAGCGCUCCUGGCACUCCUGGUCUAUGGCAUAAUAAUGCACUGCAGUGUCUACUGCUCGCCGGCGGCCGGACUUCAGUACCCGCCGCUCAGGCUGGAAGAUGAAGUCUACGACGAGGACGGGAAUACCCUACAGGACUUCGCCUACGACCACGAUCCCCUCGGUAUAGCGAACCCGUCCUCCGUGAUCGGCGAGAUGUACACCUGGUACUACCCCCCGGAAAAGAGGCACGCCGACGGCAUCUUCAGCAAAGCCUACAGGAAGCUGCUGGGGCAGCUCUCCGCCAGGAAAUACCUGCACUCUCUGAUGGCCAAGCGGGUCGGUGGUGGCAGCGGCGGCCCCGGGGACGAGGCGGAGCCGCUGACCAAGCGGCACAUAGACGGCAUCUUCACGGACAGCUACAGCCGCUACCGGAAACAAAUGGCUGUCAAGAAGUACUUAGCAGCCGUCCUGGGGAAAAGGUAUAAACAAAGGGUUAAAAACAAAGGACGCCGAGUAGCGUAUUUGUAG